AUGUCUCAGCAUGUUAUGUUUCCUGUUUACCGGAUAUUCUUUGCCGUGUCGAUCCCAGUGGACAUUCCCGACAAAUCAAUCGCCGUGGCGUACUACUUCGAGGCGAAUUACGGAGUGCCGUGGAACACGAGUCAUUAUCACGAAGAAAAUUAUCUCGCAAAACGAAGUCUCGAUCGUCGAUUGAUGUACGAAGCAUCUAUCAAGAAGCUAGAAAGCCUGGGUUAUCCUGGACUGGAUUGUCUACUGCGAGUAAUUUGCGAGGCUGCGAAAUAUCCUCUAAGCGAAAACGGUGUGCUCGGUGAUAUCCUGCAGAUCGUAUUUACACCGUCCAGCUCGAAGGACGAAAAUCUCCCGGACGAAAUUACAGAGGCCGAACAUGAACAGCAUUGCGACCGACGUUACAAGAAAUGCCCCGUCAAUCCUUUCGAUCUAGUGAGCGAUCGUAUCGGCGCCAUUUAA
Messenger RNA from Harpegnathos saltator (Jerdon's jumping ant), 459 nucleotides. RefSeq lists its product as uncharacterized. The coding region runs from base 1 to 459 and encodes 152 amino acids. The transcript is spliced from 4 exons. The record is from RefSeq and is a predicted model, not a curated record. Lineage: Eukaryota; Metazoa; Arthropoda; Insecta; Hymenoptera; Formicidae.